CUGGGCGCAUUCCCCUCUCUUCAAAACACCACUCGACUCUUUUUUCAAGGCAGACCUCGUUUCAGUGGUCAUACAAGCGAUCUUAUCAAAAUGGCGAAAAGUGUCCGCGCGAGCGUUUCCAAGCGCAACAGAGCCGCCCUCCGCAAGAAGGUGUUCGGCCCCAUUGUCGAUGCCCGCACUGAGCGUCUGUCUGCAAAGCUGCAAGAACUCGCCUCUCAGCCCAAGCCCGAGGCUCCCGAGAAGGCGACUAUGGACAUAGAGACUGAUGAGACUGCCGAUCAAAAUGAAGAUGCUGGUAAGGCUACUGCUGCCGACGAGGCCAUGGAUAUCGACAACAAGUCCUCCAAGACCCGAUCCUCAAAGUCCGGGCGGAUCCAGAAGCAGCAUCGCAAUCGCCGGACCCGUCCCUCCAUCGUCUUCCAGAAGCCCGGAUCCAACAACAAGAAGGGUGGCCCGAAGAAGAAAUAAAAAAGUCAGAGACGAUGAUAUUUGACGAUACAGUGCGGUGGGAUGAGGGGAUGCAAGUCUAUCCGCGGCGUUGGGAGUCCCUUGGGCAUAUAUGUUUCUUAAUUGAUUACGACCUUGGUCAAUUGCAUCUGUAGAUACGCUACGAUCCCUUUCCGACAACACACUAGAAGAGAUUGUAAAAAAUAUAGCGGUUCCAUUGAAGGCAGAUGCAAAUAGUCAUAGAUCCACCACGAUGAUUAACCAAAGC
Molecule: messenger RNA, 715 nt
Organism: Penicillium brasilianum
Lineage: Eukaryota; Fungi; Ascomycota; Eurotiomycetes; Eurotiales; Aspergillaceae
Source: the annotation of a GenBank genome assembly